Messenger RNA from Phlebotomus argentipes, 3697 nucleotides. Its product is annotated as heme transporter FLVCR2. The record is from RefSeq and is a predicted model, not a curated record. The transcript has 8 exons. Gene Ontology annotation, molecular function: heme transmembrane transporter activity; heme binding. Bases 979 to 2397 code for a protein of 472 amino acids. NCBI's taxonomy places the organism in Eukaryota, Metazoa, Arthropoda, Insecta, Diptera, Psychodidae. Gene Ontology annotation, biological process: heme export; transmembrane transport. Gene Ontology annotation, cellular component: membrane.
UGGAGCUUUCAGCAUCCCUAUUGAUUUUCUCUUUUCCGGCACAGUGAAUAGAUUUCUUUCUUCCGUUUUCCACUCACUUCCUUUGUCAUCAGCCUCUUUCACGCCUAGUCUUCAGCAGGAGUCCAUUGAUUUGCCCGUGAAGAGGCGCUGAAUGGGGUUCUGCAGGCUGAAGGAGUCAAGGUGUAUCAAUGGGGUGGCCAAUUCCCUCCCUCCUUCCAACACACACGCGCUCUCCCACUCCAGGCAGCACUUCCAGUGCCACUGGAGAUAAGUCCGGGCGCCUGGAAGUGCACAGUUGGCACGCUGUCUCUCGGGAAGGCGGAUCGCUCUGAGCUCUUCUCAUCUGGGCAGUCGCUCGGAAGCCGUCGUCAGAGGUGGACGCUGCUGAAUUCCUGCCUCAACGUCACACGUGACUGUUCAACAUAACAAGAUUUCAUGUAAUUUGUGGCUAACGUGCUAAUUCAGUGAUCUUUUGCGCAAACUGUGUGUGGCGCGAGACAAUGUAAAAAAAAGGCGGGAGUAUUAAAUGCUCAAUUGUAUUCACUGUAUGGAUAACAAAUAGGUCGAAGCACUAAUUCAGAACUCGUUGCCACCAUCCGUCGUCCCAUGGAAACCCCGGAAAAUUUGUCUUCACUCCGCCACGCGAUGGCAAAUACAAUCAUAUCACGCCGGAAGUGACUCUGAGGCCUGUGUGAAUAAAGGUGUACUGAGUUAGAAUUUGGUAAUUUACAGAGAGACAACCCAUAUCUCAGAUGAGCUCACAAAAUUGCCUGGGCAUGAAACAAGAGAGCGCGUGGCAAUAAUUUGAGCAAGGACAUAGAAGAGGAAGAGAGAACGAGCGAGUAAAAAAGCGCCAGAAGGAAGGACAAGCCUCACUGAAUUUCUGGCAUUGUGACCGGAAGGAAGAACAAGAUAUAAGAUAGAGGAUCUUUUCGGGGGGAAAAUUUCCGGCCCGCGGAAGGAAGUCAUCAACUAAUCAUGGACUUGAAGCACUCAAAGACUGUGGAGUCCACCACUUCGGUGGAGACUUUUGUGCCCAACAGCAAGUCAACGGAUCUGAUAAAGCCACCAUCGGCGUCAGAUGAUCACUUGGAGAGCCAGAAGCCAGCUGCUGGUGAAUUCCGUGUCUACAAGAGAAGAUGGAUUGUCCUGGCCAUUUUUUGCCUCUACUCCGCAUCAAAUGCACUCCAGUGGAUUCAGUUUAGCAUCAUAGCGAAUAUCGUGCAACGAUACUAUGGCAUCACCAGUACCUGGGUGGAUUGGACUUCGAUGAUCUUCAUGGUGCUCUACAUUCCUCUCAUUUUUCCCGCCAGUUGGUUCCUGGACAAAAUGGGUCUGCGGGUGGCUGCAAUUUGCGGUGUUCUGGGAACAUGCCUGGGUGCGUGGAUUAAGGUGUUCUCUGUGCAACCAGAUCUCUUCUAUGUAUCCUUCAUUGGGCAGAGCAUUGUGGCCACGUCACAGGUGUUUAUUCUCUCCUUGCCGGCUCGCCUGGCCGCUCUCUGGUUCGGUCCUGACCAAGUUUCUUCCGCCUGCAGCAUCGGUGUGUUUGGGAAUCAACUGGGCAUCGCCAUUGGCUUCGUAAUGCCACCAAUUCUGGUGAGGAACCACGAUGACCUGGAACUGGUGGGGCGAGACCUCAAAUUUAUGUUCUACCUAGUGGCUGGAUACACAUCACUGCUGGUGGUCCUCGUGCUUAUCUUCAUUCAAGCGAAGCCGCCAACUCCGCCGUCUGCCGCCCAGGAAGCCACAAUGUCUGGCAACCCUCUCCAGUCCUCACCUUUCCUCCACUCCAUCAAGCGCCUCAUGACAAACAAGAACUACAUCCUCCUGCUGGUGUCCUACGGCGUCAACGUGGGCGUCUUCUAUGCCAUCUCCACACUCCUCAACCAGAUCGUGUUGCUCCACUACCCCGGCCAUGAGUUGGACGCCGGCCAAAUUGGGCUGUGCAUCAUUCUGCUGGGCAUGGCUGGCUCGGUGGUGUCAGGAAUUGUGCUGGAUAAGACGCACAAAUUCAAAGAGACCACCCUCGCCGUCUACGCGCUCUCCAUGGUCUGCAUGUGGAUCUACACAUUCACCCUCAACACGGGCGGCAUUUGGGUGGUCUACGUCACGUCGUCUCUUUUGGGCUUCUUCAUGACCGGCUAUUUGCCAGUUGGCUUCGAGUUUGCCGCCGAACUGACCUACCCCGAGCCCGAGGGCACGUCUGCGGGCAUCCUGAAUGCCGCCGCACAGGUAUUCGGCAUCAUCUUCACCAUGGGCUAUGCGGAGAUUCUCAACCACUUCGGCGACAUCUCGGCCAACGUGACAAUGGGCGUGAUGCUGAUUAUUGGCACGGUAGUCACUGGGGUCAUUGGCUCUGACCUCAGGCGCCAGAAAGCCCAGAAUCCCAACGCAUAAGCUCGUGCUUCUCUCUUUUUUAGUAAUUCCACCAAUCGACCUACUUCUCGUUAACACUUUGAGAAUUUUAUCAAAUUGUUGCUAUAUUUUAUUUUUGUAACUCAAAAAAAUUAUAUAUCAAUUGUCUUCAGUAUAAGGAUAAGUUGUACAUAAUGUAAGUGGAUAUGUGAAAUUUUUAGUGCAAUACUUUCUCGAUACUCUUCAACGUCCCACAGAUGAUAUAUUUCACUUCCUGAGCCAAGUCAAUCUCUAUAUAUUUCAAGUAUUUUUCCCAUUUUCCCUCUUUCAAACUGUGUAGGUUGGAAAGUUAUAGAGCAAUAGAAUGUACUCUGAUGUGUGUGUAUACUUUUUAGUGGACAAUAAUGUUGCCAAAAUGAAUAUUAUAUCAAGGAGAAAAUUCUAUGCAAAUUGAGUAUUACUCCUUAGAAUAAAACUUGGCUUCUUCGUCUUGCCAUAAAAUACAAAAAAAGGAACACAAUUUCAUUUUUCUUUCCGGUGGCUUCAACAGAACAAAUCUUCUCACUUCCCAUGCAAUUGAAUUAGACAGUAAGGAUAAUGUUUAAAUGAUAAUGUAUUUUUAGGAAGAUAAGGAACAAAAAAAUCCACCUGCUCACCAGAAAAUUGUUGUGCAAACACCAGACUUUUAAGAUGUAGACUGUGAGAGAUUUGAAGAGGAAAGCAGAUUAAAAGUGUGGCAAAUUUAGAAAUUAUUGUGACGCCAAAAAAGUUAAGGAAAAGAGAGAAAGAGAGAAUCAAUUUUGUGAUUUUAAGAAUUUUACUGUACUUUGAGUACCUUUAGCUGAAAAAAAAGACAAGAGAUUUGAACAUGUUGUGAAAAAGAGUGAUAAGAGAUUGUCACUAAGAAUGAUGUUGAUCUAUAAAUCUUCUCUCACUAUAGAUUUUAUCUUGUUGACUCUAUCAAAAUACCAUUCUAUGUGUAAAACUAUAGAGAAAAGUGAAUUGUUACUUAUAGACAAGCUUCGAGAAUGGAGAGCCUAAGGAAAAGAAGAAGAACUCACUGGAAAAAAGAAAGCCCGCCACUAGAAAAUUUUCGUGACAAUAAUUUUUUCCUCCCCCCAAAAUUUGAAGGCCAAAACAUGCGUGAGGAGUUGAAUCUCCUCAAGGAAAAGCUGUGCAAUUCAGUAUUGUGAGACUCUAGAAAAAGAAAGGCAAUAGAGUGAGAUUUACUUGUAUUCUGCUCCUUCUAGCUAUGUGUGAUGCUUAUAGAGAACAUCCAAUGUUCAGAAUUAAUGGAUCGUUACUGAGAAUAAUAGAGAAAAUAAAUACAGAUAAGACGUUA